Toxorhynchites rutilus septentrionalis is the source of this 1657-nucleotide messenger RNA. RefSeq names its product E3 ubiquitin-protein ligase RNF185-like. The record is from RefSeq and is a predicted model, not a curated record. Gene Ontology annotation, cellular component: endoplasmic reticulum. The coding region runs from base 416 to 1096 and encodes 226 amino acids. Gene Ontology annotation, molecular function: ubiquitin-like protein conjugating enzyme binding; ubiquitin protein ligase activity; metal ion binding. Gene Ontology annotation, biological process: ubiquitin-dependent protein catabolic process. NCBI's taxonomy places the organism in Eukaryota, Metazoa, Arthropoda, Insecta, Diptera, Culicidae. The transcript is spliced from 3 exons.
AUAACAAUAGAGAUUACAUGAUGCAAUGACAUCGUAGGAGUUCAUUCUAGGGCAGCGAGUAGAAUUUGCAAUAUUUUGUGAAAAUAUCGGAAACAAAACAUUGUGCGUACAAUCAAAACAUAUAUCUUGUGAAGCAGAAUAAAAUCAAACCUUAUUAGUGUAUUGUGUUUUCAAAAUAAAGCGAAGGCGAAUAGAAAAGACUGUUGGAACUCUGCUCAGGAGCUAAAUCUGGUGUGCAUUUAAAUUUCUCCACUGACGUGACGUAUUUUGAAGGAUUAUUUCAAUUCCUUACAAAUCCGGAAAAUUAAAACCUUCGACUCCAAGGAAGAUAUUUUGGAAGUGAAUUCAAAGUUUUAUGUGUGCACAAUUUGUUCAAAUUGGUUCUUCGAGAAUAAUCAAAAGAUAAUCGCGCGUAAUGUCAUCAACCGUUGAAAGCACUCCAACCCCUACGGCGCCCAGUUUGGAUGACCUCAGUUCGGCUUCAGCUUCCGGCGGUGAGUCCACCUCUACCAACGCCUUUACCGAUGCAAAAGCAUCCUGCAGCAAAGAAUCGGAUCCUAGCAGCAGCAGCAGCAACAGCAGCAAAUCAAAAGCCAAUCUCGACGACGACGGCGAAGAGAAGAAAGAUGAUUCGAUGUUCGAGUGUAAUAUCUGCCUGGACACCGCGAAGGACGCCGUGGUUAGCAUGUGUGGACAUCUAUUCUGCUGGCCCUGCAUACACCAGUGGAUGAACGGCUAUCGGAACACUUGCCCGGUUUGCAAAUCAUCAAUCAGUAAGGAGAAGGUCAUUCCACUGUACGGUCGCGGUGGAAGCAAGGAAGAUCCCAGGAAAACCGUUCCACCACGGCCUGCCGGACAGCGUACGGAACCGGAACAACCUCAGGGUUUCCAGGGAUUCACCGGCGACGGGGGUUUCCAUAUGUCCUUCGGCAUCGGCGCAUUUCCGUUCGGAUUCUUCACGUCGACUUUGAACUUUACCGAUUUUCGCCCGAAUGCACCCCACGAAAACACUCGCGAAUUCGACGAGGAUCAGUUUCUUUCCCAAAUAUUCCUGUACGUAGCAUUGAUCUUUAUGGCAUGGUUGAUUCUGGCCUAAAUGGGUGCGCGCAAGAACAAACUAUCUUGUGAGUUAUCAUCUUGGGGUCGAUGGAUAAUAAAAUGAGCUAUGUGGGAGCUUUGUGAUAAUAAAUGUUAAUAGAAUAAAAACAUUCGUAACUGCUUUUUGUUUCGAAAAAAAAGGACAAACAAGGCAACUAAAGCAUCCUACAGCGGAUUCACGCAUUGAACAAAUGAACAUAACAAUGUAUUGAUGUAUUGCAUAUUCGCAGAUUGCUAUUUUAAGUCGAAAAUGAAAAUCGAUAACAACGGAUCGUGGUUAUCCUUCAGUUUGUUGUAUAUAAUAUUCUGAUACCCAAUAUUUUAUUCACUACAUAUAAGGCUUUUUCUCUGUUUUACUUUUAUUUAAAUUUUGAAAGGGAUACAUUUCGUAUAGAUGAUGAGACCAGGAUAAAAGUUUAUGUCAUUUUGGUUGGAUACAGUCGAAAUAACGGAAAAUAGAAAGAAAUAUUCGAAGAAAAUUUAUGUAAUUUAUUCGUAAUGUGUAAAAAGUUUGUCUGAGAACAGAAAUGGAUGUAUUAAAUACAAUAAACUUUCUGAA